This is a messenger RNA of Strongylus vulgaris, 488 nucleotides long. The record is from the annotation of a GenBank genome assembly. NCBI's taxonomy places the organism in Eukaryota, Metazoa, Nematoda, Chromadorea, Rhabditida, Strongylidae.
AUGCCUCUUCCUACUGAUACCGCGCGAGCUCCAUCUCGUAAUCGACGUCGAUACAUGCAAGGCAGUGCAAGAUCAAAAACUAUCGAGCUGGGAACCCUUUCCGAGAUUGAAGAAGACAUCUAUCAUAACAAAGAAGGAUAUGAGGAACCUGAUGGAAAAGUAGUCUCAGCUGCAGAUGCUAAUGGUACAAUACGUCGUCCGACAAACGGUACAGUUCGAAGCAUAGCUAGACAUUUGAGUGAACGGCAAAAAAUCGAAAGAGCAAAAGCCGCCGCCGUCAUACCUGUUGCACCAUUGCCACCACCUCGCAAUGAAGAACAUAUGCAUCCUGGUAUCAGCCAUGAAGAGGUGGUGACGUCUGUAAAAUUACGUCAAAUUCCCUGUAUUCACUUGGGUCACCGAACUGUUCGAUGCAUUUCUGAACACACUGAUUUUAGAGGGGUAAGCUUUACUUGGUUGUUGAAUGUUGAAUGGUUGUUGCAUUGAAU